CUACAGCGACCCGUUCUGUGGUAUUACUAGUAGACAAAACUAGGGGGGGAAACCUCGGGCACCGGGAGUCUUUGUUUGGUUCUGCUUCCCCGUUCUCCUAGUGGCCGAUAGGUGAAGGCGGAGCACCAUCGGGAAAACUACAAAAGGGGAACGCUGUGUUCGGAGCCAAACUGGGUAGGAGACAGAAUGGGGCACUGGGGGCUUAGGGCAUACCCGCCUUACCAUGGCGAUGCGUGAGUACAGGGGGUGCAUACGGACAUGCCGUUAUAUUACCUACUACGGGAACGCUGACUGAGUAAACUUAUACACGCUACGGGUGUGGGCACCUGCUGUGAUGCUCCCAUCUAAGAAUAAGAUGUUCAAUUCACGCGAAGUAGUAUGGAAGAGGGCGAGCCGUCUUAAGGGAAGGUCUAUAUUACUGGUAUAUCCGGUCGGCCGUCGGCUAUCAGUUGUCUUGUCUAUCUGCCUGCCGUCGCCGGCGUCUAGCCCGUACCCGCAGUUAGAUAGAGACCGAGGCCUGAAUUGUACGAUAGAGACGGGUAAGUCGGGACGAAGAGACACGUAUAACCGGCCUGAGAGUUGGAACCUACAUAGCAUAUCGGUAUACCAUUUCCCCCCUUCUUUCCUGUUCUCUCCUCUUGCUUCUUUCCACUUUCUUUCGACUUUCCUCUCGGAAGUUCCGUACAUCUUUCUCACAAUACUUUAAUAUAUCAUUUUACUAUGUCCCAUAAGUACGAGGGAGUUAAUCUCUGGGUAUAUAUCCCCAACAAGGGCAUCGCCUUCUUCUUCCUGUUCGCCUUCUCCGUCUUAACGACGAUACACUUCUGGCAAUGCUGUCUAUAUCGAAGCUUUAAGCUUACCGGCCUCUUCAUCGUUGCCGGCCUUCUCUAUGUCGUCGGAUUCGCUCUACGGAUCAACGGUGCCUUCCGCAACUACGAAGAAUCAGACCUUUUCAUCGCCAGCGUCACUCUCAUAUAUGCUAGCCCGCCCCUCAUCGCCCUCGCAACCUACAAAAUCCUGAGCCGGGUCCUUGCCUACGUGCCGUACGUGUCCCCGGCGCCCCCGCGCUGGACCCUCCUCUUCCUUACGGUGCUCACACUCGCUAUCGAGGCGCUCAGCGGGGCCGCUGCCGCCUCGCUAGCCACAAGCCCGUCCCCUUUCCCCCCAUCGCCCCCUUCGUCGCGCGGCGCGGCGCUUCUGUGGGCCGCGAUCGCGGCACAGCUGGGUGCGCUGGCGGGCGCGGGGCUCCUCGCCGCGGUGGCGCGGCGGCGGUGCGUGCGGGCGCGGCUCGCGGCGGCCAGAGGCGUGCUGAGCACGGUGUACGUGGGGCUCGCGCUCCUCGCGGUGCGCGCGGCGUACCGCGUAGCGGAGCAGACCGCGCCCGAGGCGGUCGCGCGGCGCGCCGAGUGGCCCUUCUGCACGUUCGACGCCGCCGCCACCCUCGCCGCCCUGGCUCUCUGGGCCGCCAGACACCCUCGCCGUCGUGCCUUGCCCCCCGACGCCCGCACCUACCUCUCCCGUGACGGCCUGACUGAGGUCACGCCGCAGGAUGACACCGCGGCGUGGGACCCGCUCCGGGAGUGCCGCUGCGCGCGGGAUAAGGCACGCGGGAGGAUAGAGAGGGGCGGGGACGGGAGAAGCGGCGACGAGUUUGUGUUGUUUCAGGUAUGA
Molecule: messenger RNA, 1671 nt
Organism: Durotheca rogersii
Lineage: Eukaryota; Fungi; Ascomycota; Sordariomycetes; Xylariales; Xylariaceae
Exons: 5
Coding region: 721-1671 (316 amino acids)
Cellular component (GO): membrane
Source: RefSeq, a predicted model, not a curated record